Molecule: messenger RNA, 408 nt
Organism: Carya illinoinensis
Lineage: Eukaryota; Viridiplantae; Streptophyta; Magnoliopsida; Fagales; Juglandaceae
Exons: 1
Coding region: 1-408 (135 amino acids)
Source: RefSeq, a predicted model, not a curated record
AUGGGGAUAGACGCCGCCCGACUCCAACUGGCUCCAAUGCCACUCAAGAGUUUCUCUAGAGAGACAGUUCAACUGAUUGAGACCAUCAUGCUAUCUGUCUUAACGGGCACUGCUCCCUACACAACCUCUACCAUGGUAUACUUCUUGGUGGUGAAGGCCCAAUUGUCCUACAAAGCCAUAAUCGGUCUGCUAACCCUCAACAGCCUGAAGGCAAUCACCUCCACCUACCACCUAAAAAUGGAGUUCCCAACCUCUCAGGGGGUAAGGGAGAGCAAGGGAGAACAGGUCCUAGCACGAGAGUGCUACAUGCAGGAGCUGAAGCCUAGAGCUAGCGGGGUAAACCCAGCAUGCCCCCCAGCCCUUCGAGAAGGUAAAGCCUUGUACGAAGAGGGCGGCGAAGGAAGUUAG